UAUAACUUGAAACUAAACAUAAACAUAUAAACAACAUAAUUAGCCAUCGCCUAAAGACUACAUACUUAAAAAAAAAACUCCGAUCAUGUCUCUCUUCGCGUCCUUCUUUGGCUGCUUCGUUCCAAAAUCCGGCUCAAAGAUUAGCUCAAUCGAUGGUAGUACUAGUAACUCAAAAGUCAUGUCUCUGGAGAAACCAAAAAGAAAAUCUGAUUCUUCAAGAGCUCCGAUUAUAGUGUCUUAUUUCCCAGUAGGUUCGAAUCUUUCCCGUUUGUAAGAGAAGAAGAUAAUUAAGAUGGAGUCUGGGACCUUGACAUAUUUUGCUGUAAUGUCAAAGGCUCUGUUGUUUUGUUCCUUUUUUUUUUUGAACUUUGUCUUGUUCCUAUUGUUUGUUUGAUUAUGUAAAAAACUGUUUUAGAUCUACCAAUUAUAUUUGAUAAAAAUAUAUAAUUUUUUGUGUAUUCAGGCCAAACAAAAGUGUAAAAGUUUACAGAAAUGAGAAAACAAUAGUAAUUCUUGUAA
Molecule: messenger RNA, 519 nt
Organism: Raphanus sativus (radish)
Lineage: Eukaryota; Viridiplantae; Streptophyta; Magnoliopsida; Brassicales; Brassicaceae
Exons: 1
Coding region: 86-274 (62 amino acids)
Source: RefSeq, a predicted model, not a curated record